AUGCUAAGCAGGAUCCAAAAUUAUGCCAGUGGGUUAGUUUCUAAGGCAAAUCUUUUAUCAUCAAAGGCCUUAUACUAUGGUAAAGUCGGUGCCGAGAUCUCAAAGCAGAUUUAUUUGAAGGAGGGUCUUCAACCACCAACUGUUGCUCAGUUCAAAUCAGUGUAUUCGAAUCUUUAUAAGCAGAGCCUCAACUUUGCCCUGAAGCCUACAGAAGUUUUAUCGUGCCUAAAAAACAUUCAAAAGAACGAACUAUUAAAAUAUGGUGCAUAUGGUGUUCAGUUAAUAGGGUUUUAUUCUGUCGGUGAAAUAAUUGGAAGGAGAAAAUUGGUGGGAUAUAAACAUCACUAG
Saccharomyces paradoxus is the source of this 348-nucleotide messenger RNA. RefSeq names its product F1F0 ATP synthase subunit g (gene ATP20). Gene Ontology annotation, molecular function: proton transmembrane transporter activity. Gene Ontology annotation, biological process: proton motive force-driven ATP synthesis. Lineage: Eukaryota; Fungi; Ascomycota; Saccharomycetes; Saccharomycetales; Saccharomycetaceae. The transcript has a single exon. Bases 1 to 348 code for a protein of 115 amino acids. The record is from RefSeq and is a predicted model, not a curated record.